Echinostoma caproni is the source of this 237-nucleotide messenger RNA. The record is from the annotation of a GenBank genome assembly. Lineage: Eukaryota; Metazoa; Platyhelminthes; Trematoda; Plagiorchiida; Echinostomatidae.
AUGUUGAUCAAAGUGAAAACACUUACUGGAAAGGAGAUCGAGAUCGAUAUUGAACCGUCGGACAAAGUGGAACGCAUAAAAGAAAGGAUUGAAGAAAAGGAAGGUAUUCCACCACAGCAGCAACGACUUAUUUUUUCCGGAAAGCAAAUGAAUGAUGAAAAAGUGGUUCUGGACUACAAGAUUCAAGGCGGUUCAGUGAUUCAUCUUGUUCUAUCGCUUCGUGGUGGUCUUAUUUGA